Meloidogyne enterolobii is the source of this 191-nucleotide messenger RNA. The record is from the annotation of a GenBank genome assembly. Lineage: Eukaryota; Metazoa; Nematoda; Chromadorea; Rhabditida; Meloidogynidae.
AUGAGUCCCAACGGUGGGGAAGGGGGGGGGGACGAGGGCCGAAGGCCCGAAGUGCGCCAAAUUGUAAAAAUGAGUCCCAACGGGGGGGCGAGGGCCGAAGGCCCGAAGUGCGCCAAAUUGUAAAAAUGAGUCCCAACGGUGGGGAAGGGGGGGGGGACGAGGGCCGAAGGCCCGAAGUGCGCCAAAUUGUA